Messenger RNA from Caenorhabditis remanei, 1788 nucleotides. RefSeq lists its product as uncharacterized. NCBI's taxonomy places the organism in Eukaryota, Metazoa, Nematoda, Chromadorea, Rhabditida, Rhabditidae. The transcript has 8 exons. The coding region runs from base 1 to 1788 and encodes 595 amino acids. The record is from RefSeq and is a predicted model, not a curated record.
AUGAUUGGUAACGAAAAAAGGAAUGAGUGUGAUUUUCGGAUUGAAAACAACACAAGAUUGGAUAUGGAUAAGUAUUGUGACACUGGCUAUUUUUAUUAUUAUUUGGAUAUGACGAUCAGGGGAAACUUGCAGGAUUGUGGUUGCCCUGGAAACCAAAUCUUCGAACACUAUCUCGAUGAAUACCAGAAUUGCACUGUCCUUACCAAUGGCUUAUUCUUAAACUAUUUCUACACCUCAACCAGUUUGCAUGGCUUAUCAAAUAUUCAACUUGUCAAGGGAAAAAUGAAUAUUCAAAAAAUGAAAAUUCAAAAUUUAUCGUUUUUGGAGAACUUGACCACUCUGAAAAUUCGAAACCUGGGAACCGGAGAGAAAAUUGUGUUUAAUAUCCAAGAUAAUUUGAAAAUGACAAGAUUCAAGAUACCUUCUUUAAAAACUAUUGAAAAUGUAGAAGACGCUGGAAUUCGACUUUUCAACUUUGAGAAUCUCCACCCGGAGUUCUGUCUAACUAUUCGAGAACUCAUGUGGUUUUUGCAGCAGGAAGUGUCUUUUUUGAAUCUUCAUGCAACAAUUUGUGAUGAUGGUUUUGGCAAUCUAGAUGGGAAAACGUUGUGUCAUUUUGAGUCAAUGAGUAAACUGGCUGAAAAUUGUAUUAUUAUUCUGGGAGACUUAUAUAUUGGAGCUGGAGAUGAAAAGUAUAUAAAUAAAUUGGAGACGGUUAAGUAUCUAUUUGGAUCACUAAAUAUGAGAGGCACAAACUUGGAAAAUUUUAACUUUUUGAACAAUCUGAAAUAUAUUGCAUUUCUGGGUAGUGGUGUUCAUUCAGACUUAAAACCUGUUAUUCAAUUGAUAUCAAACAAAAAUUUGAAGAAUGCAGAGCUCAGUGGGGUCACGAACGUCUUGGUUUCAAAUGCGCCGUUUUUAAAUUCCUUGUUUAAAAAUAGUAUCAGAAAAGCUCGUCGGACAGCUAUUAUUCAAGAUAACCACCCGGAUAUAUUCCAACAUUUGAAUGGGUCCUGUAAUUUGAUAAACACUGCAGAUGAGGUUUUAAGAUACCGAACAGCUUUGAAUUAUAGUGGAGGGAAUUGUGACCCUCCUUGUGUCUUCAAACAUUCUGAAGUCUCCUCAAAAACUAUCAAAUCCUUCCCAAAUUGCAGUAUGGUUUACGGUAUUUUGGUAUUCAAUCAGAAUACCGAUAUGACCUCCGCAGAGAUUAAAAAUGGUUUGAGCAAAAUGAGCAUUCUCGUUGGAGGAAUCCUAGUAGAGAACUCAAAUUUAACAGAUCUAUCAUUUAUUACGGGUCCGUGGGAUACUUUUCUAACCCUUUAUUGUAAAAUGUACGGCGUUUUCAUUCGUAACAACUCUCAAUUAUCUAACUUGAGUACGAUGACAAAGGCCUUUUUGCAUGGGACUGAUGAUGGCGAGUGUAAUUUUGAAAUCAAGAACAAUGUGAAGUUGAAUGUGGGAAGAGUUUGUGACGAAGAGAAGUUGCCUUACUAUAUGAAUAUGCGUGUCGAAGGGAAUCUGAAGGAUUGUGACAACCAUCCGGAUAUUUUCAAAGAUAAUGAAGGGAAACGUAGGAUUACCACUUUCGAUUAUGAGAUAUUUUUGUACCGAUUGACGUCGGAGUUUGUUGGUGGAGACUGUGGAGAACGAGUUGAUAUAAUUGACGAGAAGAAAAUUGAAGAGGAGUCAUCAGGGGGAUAUAUUUUUGGCAACGAGUUUUAUAGUUUUUGUGGUUUUUUCAAAGCUCGAAUAAAGUUCACUGAAAAUGUUUAUAGCAUAAAGUAA